Molecule: messenger RNA, 753 nt
Organism: Chaetomium globosum CBS 148.51
Lineage: Eukaryota; Fungi; Ascomycota; Sordariomycetes; Sordariales; Chaetomiaceae
Exons: 3
Coding region: 1-753 (250 amino acids)
Biological process (GO): protein histidyl modification to diphthamide
Molecular function (GO): diphthine synthase activity
Source: RefSeq, a predicted model, not a curated record
AUGUUGUAUUUGGUUGGCCUUGGUCUUUCUGACGAGACGGACAUUACCGUCAAGGGUCUUGAAGUCGUGAAGAAGGCUUCUCGGGUGUACCUCGAAGCGUACACUAGCAUCCUGCUUGUCGACCAGUCUGUCUUGGAAUCCUACUAUGGCCGCUCCAUCGUAGUUGCCGACCGUGAGAUGGUCGAGUCUAACAGCGACGAGAUCCUUCGCGAUGCCCAAAACGUCGACGUAGCCUUCCUAGUUGUCGGCGAUCCCUUCGGUGCGACGACCCACACGGACAUGGUCCUCCGCGCGCGCGAGCUCGGUAUCCAAGUACGGACCGUCCCCAACGCGUCCAUCAUGUCGGGCAUUGGCGCCGCUGGGCUCCAGCUCUACAACUUUGGCCAAACCGUCAGCAUGGUCCUGGAGAACAUGGCCCGCGGCAGGAAGAUCUACGAGCCGCCGCGCUACAUGUCGGUCGGCACUUGCGCACAGCAGAUGCUCGAGAUCGAGGAAGAGAAAGGACUGGGAGCUUAUGGGCCUGAAAGCUUGGCCAUUGGCGCUGCGCGGGUGGGCGGAAAGACGGAGAAAUUUGUCGCCGGUACGCUGAAGGAGCUCUGCGACGCCGAUGAAGAGCUUGGGCCCCCGUUGCACAGCAUGGUGCUCCUAGGGAGGAGGACACAUGAAUUGGAGCACGACUUUGUCCGCGAGUUUGCCAUCAACAAGGAAAACUGGGAUAGGAUAUGGAAGGCCGAGUACGAGGGCAGGCAGUAA